This is a messenger RNA of Schistosoma margrebowiei, 5584 nucleotides long. Lineage: Eukaryota; Metazoa; Platyhelminthes; Trematoda; Strigeidida; Schistosomatidae. The record is from the annotation of a GenBank genome assembly.
GGUACCGCUGCUUACAAGUGUCGCGCUACGGACACGGAUUUCAGAAGGGAAAUGGUUAUUUUGUUUGUCUCCCUGUUGUUUUUCCCGACAACAAUAUUAACGCAACACUCAGAUACUGUGGUCGGCUGUGGUGGCUUUAUAAGAUGGAAAGAAGCUCAUCCCGAUUCUGUACUUGAUUUCAGAAAGCUGAAAAUAAGUCUGUUUUCAGAAACUACUAGCACAUUAAAAGAUGUAACCGAUGUUCUCCCUAACGGAGCUUAUUCCGUUCCGUUAUAUGAUGAGGGCGUUUACAGGAUUAGGUUAACUACUCCUAAGGGCUGGCAUAUUGAACCGUCUGAUGGCUACCUUUUGGACCUAGAGAAAGAUCCGGGGGCUUGUUUCAAAGAUUUUGACUUCAGUAUAGUUGGAUUCUCAAUUUUUGGGCAGGUAACUACUUCUGGAAUGAAAACCGGGCCACCUGGUUUAUCAGUUCGAUUAACUGACCCUACCUCUCACAAACCAAUGCUUCAUAAUUUUACACAGGAUCAAGGUCAUUUCAUUAUAUCUCCUGUGACUCCUGGUAACUAUUUAUUGACCGUCAGCAAUCAAGAUCGUAGUGAUAAAGAUCAUACAAGAGCAUCUAUCAAUAUUACAGUCCAGUCCGAUAGUAUCAACUUGCCAGAACCAAUCAUUUUACUUGGUCAUUUUCUCCGUGGACGUGUGACAGACUUCAAUCAGAAUCCUUUGGUCAAUGCAAAAGUUUUCCUGUUAUGUGAUAAAGAUAAGACAUUGUCGAAAUCCUCUACCACUCUAGACAAGUCAGUAUAUUCACAUAUAGUCGAAGCACUUGGUGAAAUGCACUAUAAAUUUUUAACAAUACAAGAGUCCUCAACAGACUCAGAUGGCUAUUUUACGUUUGAUCGUCUACCGGGCGGCAGUUAUCUUCUGGUACCCUUAUAUACGCCUAAGAAGUCCGGGGUCGUAUUUUCAUUUACUCCGAAAUUCCUCCCGGUAGCAAUGGAGCACACAGAUGUGGAUCUCGGGCAUGAUACGUUUACAUUGCAAAGCUUCAAACUUAAUCCAGGACGUAUCACGUGGCCGAACGGUGUUCCGAUAUCAUCAGCUAAGAUUACAAUUACUACUAAUACAUCACAAAAAUCUGUAUUAACAGAUGGUGAUGGAUUUUAUCAAUUGAAUCACAUAAUUGCAGGGGACUAUAAAUUUCAGGUCGAAGUAGAAAACGCUUUCUUUGAAACGUUUUCAAUAAAUCUAAAUCAUUUACUAGAAUCUCUUCCCAACUUAGUUCCUGACAAGGUUUCUGUAUGUGGAAACUUAAUCCCAGCUGAUACAUCAUCAGAUUUAAAACUUAAAGUAUACAUCGUUGUUCGUAGUGUUGACAACAGUUCUGAAAUCAAUCGAGUUGAAACAAAUCUAGAAGAUGGGAUAUUUAAAUUCUGUGCUUUUCUUAAUCCCGAACGUUAUUCAUUGCAUCCAGAUGUUUCACUGUUUGGAGUAAAUCAACAUUCUGAUAAAAUACUACGAUUCACUCCUUCGGAAAUAAUGGUUGAUCUAACUGGUUCUCCUGUAGUCAAUGUAACGUUUUCUCAGUUUCGUGCUAAAUUGUUUGGGAGAAUUAAUUGUUUACUUCCAUGCUCUUAUUACAAGACACCGGUUUAUGCUCAACUGACUUCACUUCACUCAAAUACAAUUCAGCCAAAACUAUAUGAAUUUAUACCUAGUAAAACUGACUUGCAUGUAGCUUUUUUCAAAGCUGAAGAUAUGCUUCCAGGUGAUUAUGCUAUUCAGGUUGUUUUCUAUUCGGGCUCUUCACUUACUACAAUAGACGGUUGGUGUUGGGAUCACCAUGAAAAGACAGAUAGUGGGGAAUUUCAACCGAUUGAAUCUUCCAAGAGAAUUCUUCAUAUACGUUCUGAUGAUUUACAUUAUGAUAAUGAAUCAGCUCUUGAUUUUCGUCAAACCGGGUUUCUUAUUCCAGUACAAUUUGAAUUACCGAAUUAUGUUACAAGAGUGCCUACUGUGCUUUUGUUUGCUUCAAAUUACUUCAAGGAAAAUAAUACGACAGUCAAAAGUUCCAUAGUAUGGAAUUUAACUAAAACAUGUAACAGAAUUUGUCUACCUUCACCUGAAAAAGUUUAUAAAAUUAGCUUAUCUAGCACAUGCACUCGACUCAGACUAUUACAAGCCACUGAAAUAAAUCCAUCAAAAGAUUGCCACCUUACACUGAAUUCUAGCGCUAGGAUCCGCAUCGGCGUAGAAGAACUGCCUGUUGUUAUUCAUCUUAAACUCGAUCAAGUGGCCGCAAGGUUUUUCGAUGAUCUCAAGGAAGUUUUCGAUUCUCCUUAUUCAUUCCAAAUAGAUUUUCCUUCCAAUACAUCUGUAACACCUCGAUCAAAACUAGUUGAAACACUUUGGUCUAAAUCAUCUCAAAACGUCGAGUCAGUAUCUGCAACAGGAGUGUUCUGGCUUAAUAUCAGAAACACAAUUCGCGUUACUCCUAAAUCACUGAAUUUAAAGCAAAAUCAUAUGGUUCAUUUGAUAACAUAUCCGUCUAGUCAAGAUAUUAAUCUUCAAUCCGACUCUGAACAACAACAAAAACAAAUUGAUGAUAUUUCAUGUAGUUUAACAAUCCCUAUAGUUAACCCCUCUAAAUCUACUGUAAAUGAUGUACAUUCAUUAUGUUCAUCACUUUUUGUUGGACAAAAUGUUGAAUUCAGCCUUACGAUCGCUGUCAAUCUUAGAGGUCGUAUCGAUCCGCCUACUGAGAGGGUCAAUAUUGAAUUAUUCAAGAAAUUGCCUCAAAUGUCAGAAAAGUUUCCAACUUCUGCCGAACACGAUCAUCUCUUACUACCUGUGAAUAGUGAAUCCGAAUUGGUAACUAACACAGAAAAAGAAACUAACUCAUCUGAACCGAUUUCAGUUACUCAGUCGGAUAGUCAAGGUUUAUUUUCUUUUAAUGCUCUACCUUUAACAGAUUGCGAAGUAUUUAAUAUUAAAUCUAUAUUUGAGGUUUCUAAAAUGUAUCAGAUCUUAUUAUCUAAAGCUGGUUACAAGUUCGAUAUCAUUAAUAAAACAGAUGUUAAACAUCAAUUGACAGGUUUCGACUGGUAUGUAAAAUCAACUAGACUUUCUCUUGUUGAAGUGUUUGUCUAUAACUAUCCUGUUUCAGAGGAUUCACGUCAACCAUUAUCAGCUGUAUUGAUUUCCAUUAUUGGGGAAGGACAUCGUGCAAAUCAUUUAACAAAUGAAGAAGGUGUUGUACGCUUUGUCGGUUUAUCUCCUGGACAGUAUUAUGUACGUCCAAUGAUGAAGGAGUAUUCAUUUACUGUUAAAUCUCCUGAUCAAUCUGAAUCUGGUCAAGCUAUUCCUGUGCAGGUAGAAGAAGGAAAAUCGGCUGUCAUCAUAUUGUCUGCAGUUCGAAUUGCUUUUUCCGCUUCAGGAGUUGUUACUUCGUUAGCUGGUAUCCCAGAGUCUGGUGUUUUAGUUGAAGCUUCCUGGUUACCUGGAACACAAAAUACUAUACAUAACGAUUUGUUGCACUUAAAAUCAAAUAGCAACUUGACGUGCCAACUUCGAUAUGAUCAAAUUAAUAUUAUCCCACGGGAACAAUCUGUAACGGAUUCAAAUGGCAAUUUUCGUAUUAGAGGUCUUAUGCCAGGUUGUGUAUACAGGAUCUCUGUACAUAUAAAUCCUAAUAUUUUAUCAAAUCUUAUAUUGGAUCAAGUGACAAGGGAAUCAAGUAAACUAUCUUCUCGCAAUGAUGUUGAACAUGCAGUUCCUGAUCAUGUAAAUUUGCAGAUGCUUACCACUGACACAAAUGGACUACAUUUCUACAUAAUUCGUCACCUUUGUACUUCUUUGAUUACUGUUAAUGUCCAAACUCCUGAUAUUUACCUGCCUACUUUACGAUUAAUCGUAUUUCCUGUUGGUCAUCCAGAAAAUAUUGUUGCUAAACAUGACUUCGGUAUAGAUUCUUCAUUAUUCAGUUUGUCCGGAUCAAAACUUAUUCCAAUGAUUGGACGAGAACAUGUGAUACGUUUAAUAUCAGAUCUUGAACCUAAAUUUUAUAUCAAUGCUAAUGCACAAAAUAUUAUUUUCAAACCAAAAUGGAAUGUUAGUGAACAUUUCAAUUUUCAAUUUCAUCCUAAACUACGUACUACACUAAGUGAUUAGGUAUGUAUUGUUAUUCAUAGUUUGAUUGUUUAUUUUUUUUUAAAAUGAAUUUUUAGAAGGAUAUUGCUUCAUCUAAAAUUUAUUCUUUUUAUUUCAAAAAGUACAUAAAUGUAAAUGGAAUGUUGUUUGUGGAUCGUCUUUGAAUGUAAUUAAUGAAGAUAUAUGUAUAUCAUACUAUAGUCAAUAAUCUUUUAUUCAAUUCCUCUAGAUAAAAAGAAAUUCUAAAUUACAAUAAUGUUCAAUGUUUUAGGAAUUAUUUCUGUUAAGACAUGACGUUGUAUGUGAUUAGUACAUCUUAUUGAAGUAUUUGUUUUGAAAAAAAAAUUUAUAACUGUUUCUUCACCAUAAAGCAUUAUACAUGUUCUACAAUAUUUGUUUCACAUUUUCUUAAACUUAUUAUACGUCUCAAACAAUACAAAUAAAAGUUGUAAAGAACUGCACAUAAUGUUUGUUGUUGUUGAUCGGCGGUUUUCAUCUAUAAUUUUCGAUACUGCGUUUAUUAUUAAUACACAGCUAUUUAAUUAGUGACAGAUAUAAAGAAUGUGAUUUAAGGUUUAUGAAGGUAGUAUCAUUCAAACACUAAACAACGCUCCGGUUUGUAUGUGUUUUUUUUUAAGGGGAAUAUAUUACAAUUCCCAUAAAAUCGUUUUUGAAACUUUAAAGCAUUACAUAGCAGAUCAUGUUACUAAUACAUGGUUACUACUGUUUAAAUCAUUGACAAAAUAAAGUACAUUUCCAACGAUCAAUAUUAGUUUGUUUGUUUGUUUUCCAUUGCAAAUUCUAUGUUAUUUUCACGAUAUCUUCAAUAAUGGAUUGUCUUAUCCAUCUACUUGUCGAUUUAUGUCUUGUAUUUGUAUGUUUCUUACUUUGUGCUUAAUAAAUUGUUCUUUUUUUUCUGUAUAAUCUAGUAUUAUUUUCUUCUGACACAAUAUACGUGUGUACAAAUAUAUGAAACUUGUUUUAUUUUAUUAAAUAAUAAUUUAUAACUGUCUAGUUGUUCCUUAUUAUUGUAAAGUGUAUGCGGUAAAUAUACGCAUGUGUAUAGUUUUCUUACGUCCAUUCAUUUUUUUUUCUCCUUUUAACUUAAGUGAAUUAACUACUUGUGUUUUAUUGUUCAAGUUAUAUUGUUUACCACAAGUCUACUUAUCAAACAUAACUCCAUAGUCUAUUAUAUUCAUUAAGUUCGAAUAAUGCUAUGAUUGAAGCGGUUUAUCUGGUUUUUUGUGUGUUAGAAGCAGUUUCUUUCUUAUUAUAAAUAAAUUAAUGAAGGAGGAAAUAUCUUGCCGAGGUUGUUUUAUAUACUAAAAUGUUUUUGUCUACAAAUCGAAUCCUAGUGAAAUUGGGUGUUCUCUUAAAAUAAUUUUUAAUUAUUUUGACACUUAAUCCAAUAAAAAUAAACAAUUACAGCAAAUUU